Malus domestica (apple) is the source of this 2485-nucleotide messenger RNA. The record is from RefSeq and is a predicted model, not a curated record. NCBI's taxonomy places the organism in Eukaryota, Viridiplantae, Streptophyta, Magnoliopsida, Rosales, Rosaceae.
ACGAGAAGAAAAACGCAGUGGUCGAGCUCCUAACGAUCCUUCUCUCUCUAACUUUCUCUCACUAGGCCUCUGUACUUCCAUGGCGAAGCCUCGAAAGCCCAAGAACGAAGACGCCAAGCCCGGCAACUCCGGCCCGUCGUCCGCCACCAGAAGCUCUACCUCUCCAUCGACGUCGAUAAGCGUCGCCUUUACGGGUUCGUCUCUGCCCUCCAUUAACACACAGACUAGGAAGAACACACUGUUGCAUGUUCACUGAAUUCGUGACGAAUCUCUAUCUAUUUUGGGGAAAUUCGAUUGGGUUUUGAGAUUCGGGGAAAUUGUGAAUUGGGCAUUGUUUUGGUAAAAAUUGAUCGUAGAUAAGCAGCUUUGGGAGCCGGAAAUUGUUGCGAUUCUGCAUGGUUAGUGUUAAAGUUGGUUAAUUUUGUUGAACUUUGAUGGGAUUGUCGGUACACUGAGUUGAAGAUUGUGGUCCCAGAAAUUGGGAUUGUGGGGUUACACGCAGAGAAUUUGGGGAUUGAGAGUGUUUCAGUCGACGGUGAGCAGACCGAGUUCGAAUACUACCCACAGAGUAAUCAUAAAGAUGAGGAGAGCGAGAGGAGCUGGAGCUGGGUGACGUCGCCAAGCUCCGCUGCCGAUGCGGCUGGGGUCAACAUAUAUAUCGGCUCUUGAGAGAGAGAGCUGGUCCCGAAUUUACUGAUCAAUUGCUGUAAGGCUUCCAAGGCCGGAAGUGAACUGCAGGAGCAACUGGUUGGGGAUAAUGAGGUGCAGCAUUCUUCUGGAGAAGUCAAGCAGGUUAUGGUUUAUUUUUGGAGUUGUGAGUUGAAAAUAUGUGGCGGGUUUUCAAAGUUCAGGAUUGAUCAAUGUAAAUGAAUGCGAGGUUAGUUCGUAUUGAUUAUUGGGUAGAAAAAGCAGAGACAGGAAUUUAUUUUCAUGAUGCUGUUCUACAUACUGAUAACCAGAUACGGCGUGCACGGUGCUGGUUCCCUUGUAAAGAUGACAAUUCACAAAGUUGUUGCUAUGAUCUGGAGUUCACCGUUGCACAAAAUCUUGUGGCUGUUAGCACUGGCAGCUUACUAUACCAGGCCCCCAACGCUAUAUGGAGUGCCAAAAGAUCAUAAACCAUUUCAUUUAGGUGAAGCGGAAAGCUUCCGAGAGCAGAAAAACAUCUUUGCCGCUUUCAUCCCAGAAAGUAAAUAUGUGGAACCACCUUCCGAAGCUCCAAACCUUUCUCAUGGUGAUUUAACUGUUCCUGAAACUUCCAGCGAUGGGUUUGCCUUUCCAGCAGCUUCCAAGGAUGAUUUGGGUGCUCCAGAACCUACAACCGAUGGUUUUGGUGCUCCAGAACUUCCCAGUGGUGGUCUUGGUGAUCCAGAACCUUCUGGUAGUGGUUUGGUCGCUGAAGAACCUUCCAUUGGUGGUUUUGCUGCUCCAGAACCUCGGAUUGGUAGUUUUGAUGGCUUAGCGGUUUCAGAACCUUCCAUUGUGAGCCCUAGCAAUCAAAAUCUCGAGGAAGUAAACUCUUGGCAUGAUCUUGGAUCCCGGAUGACUGCCAGCAUUGGUUGCGCAAAACUUGCUAGUGAUGUGGAUGAUACAGGAAAGGAAUUACAAUGCACUGCCGAUUCAAGCAAAGUUUCUGCGCUGCCUCGGCCCGAAGAUCCAUCACCUAGCUUUAUCCAAGAUAACCGAGAUGCAGAAGUACAGAAGCAUGCAGGUGUCCAAGCUCUUUCAGUUCCUAGGAACGAUGUUAUUGGUGGUUCAUCCGGAAUGUCGGAUUCUCUUCCUCGCGGGAAAGAAAAGGAGAAAAAGAAAGACGAGAAACGAAAGAGGGAUGGCCAUAAGGGCCACCGAGAUGAUCCUGAGUAUUUGGAGCGGAAGCGUAUAAAGAAGGUGAAGAAGCCGAAGGAGAAAGAAAUGGCGAAGCUGUUGAAUGAGCGCGCGAAAGUACCUUCCGCGGAGUUACCAAGUCCGCAACUGUGCAACUCAAACCGGUCGAGCCCAGUGGAUCCAACAAGUUAGUGAUCACAGGGGUUGAAACCACCAGGCCCGAGCCAUCCGAAGGUACUUACUUCCGCCACUCCGAAGUUUCGUAUUAAAACAAAGAUCCGGACGUGACUGAGGGUGGUUUUCCCUCAUCGUAAAUUUUCGAAACUGGCGAGGGUGGUUGGUUUAAAUUUUUGUAUCGUAGCCUCUCCAUAAAAUUGGGGUAAGGCUAGCCGACAUUCACCUCUUCCAGACCUUGCGUAAAGCGGAAGCCUUGUGCACUGGGUCCGACCUUUAGUUUGUUUUGUAUCCGGCAGGCAGUGAUAUAGGUGUGUAUAGUGGUGAAUGGGAGACUAGCUGACACUAGAAUUAAUAUUCUUUACAAUUUUGUUUUUUUUUUUACUGCCUUUAAUUUAAUUUUUGCGAAGUUAAUUCUUUUAAUAAUGUGAUUGUAACUAUUUAUGCCGAUGUCAUUUAUGAGAUAAGGUUUCGUUGUUGUUAUUUA